CUCGGGGAAUUCAUUCAGCGCGAGCGUCACGAUAGAUGGCUAGCAGCUAGUUGCGAGUUUACAUCGGUUUACAUCUGAUUUAACGUAUUAGAUCAUAAAAUGAACCCUAGUCUCAUGAUUGCUUGCAGAUUUUCCUAUAUGAUUUUUCUGUAGUGAGGGAAUAAAUGAGCUUGAUGGAUCCACAUUUCAGUGGCUCCCAUAUCUGUAGAGAACAUUCUCUCUGAACAUCCAAACUAUUAUGAUUUGAGUUCAAGUUUGAUUCAGACAAGAAACUAAGAGUUCAACCAGAACCUGAAGUUUAACAGCAGCAGAAGAAAGAAUGAAGAGGUCGAGAGAACAGCUUGAUAUAAAGGUCUUUAAACACAAAGCUGGCCUGCUAAAAUUCAUUAAAGAGGAGAGUGAAGACAUGAGUGUUACAGACACCAGCACAAUGAGAAAUGAAGACGUGGCAGAACAAAGAGAACUAAUGGAACCGGAAGAAACAACGGUAUCAGUAUGUCCUCAUUGUGGAAAGAGAUUGGGAAGUAAAGAGCAGCUUGUGAAGCACAUAAGAAUUCACACUGAAGAAAAGCCAUUCACCUGCCCUCAGUGUGGGAAGAGUUUCACAAACAAAAGUCAUCUCAAGACCCACAUGAAAAUUCACACUGGACACCGGCCACACGCAUGCGUUCAAUGUGGAAAGAGUUUCAUAAGAAACGGUCAUCUAGAGGAACACAUGAGAAUUCACACUGGAGAAAAACCAUGUGCAUGUGUUCAAUGUGGAAAGAGUUUCACAAGAAAAAGUGUUCUCAAGCAACACAUGAGAAUUCACACUGGUGAGCGGCCAUACACAUGUGUGGAGUGUGGGAAGAGUUUCACAUGCAAAAGAAAUCUAGAGGACCACAUCAGAACUCACACUGGAGAAAAGCCAUUCACAUGUGUUCAGUGUGGAAAGUGUUUCGCAUGCAAAAGUAAUCUAGAGGACCACAUGAGAAUUCACACUGGAGAAAAACUGUAUGUAUGUUUUCAGUGUGGAAAGAGCUUCACACAAAAAACUACUCUGAACAACCACAUGAAAAUUCACACUAGAGAGCGCCCACACGCAUGUGUUCAGUGUGGAAAGAGUUUCACACAAAACAGAAAUCUAGAAGUCCACAUGAAAAUUCACACUGGAGAGCGGCUGCACACCUGUACGCAGUGUGAAAAGAAAUUCACAAGAAAAAGUCGUCUUGAAUCCCACAUGAGAACUCACACUGGAGAGCGCACAAAACCCGGAAAUUACGCCUAUGAUGGCUUCGUUCACACUGUCAUUGUUUGAGAUUGUCUUUACAGAUGUGAUGUGAGUCUUUACAAAUACUGUCUGUGUUAUGUUCCUGUGUCACUCCUGAAAACCAUAGUUUUUGAAAAGAAUUGAAAUGUUAUGUUUGUGUGCCGUCCAUUUUUUCCCCGUCUUAUCUUUUGACAGAGAUGGUAUCACCAUUGGUCAGCAAUAUUUGUUAUGUUUACUGUAUUUUUUAUGUUUAGAGAGUAAGAGCGUGUGUGUUCUAGACUAGGGUCUAUAGACUCACUAGGAAAUUUAAUGUGCCACUCAUUGGUUGUCUUGGCAGUAUGUUUUGGGUCUUUGUCAUGUUAAAGGGACAUCCUCGACCCAUCUUCAGUGAUCUAGGUAAGGGGAGGAGUUCGUCAUGGAUUUUAUGGUAUAUUGGCCCAUCCCUCAGCCCCUCAAUGUGGUGAAGUCAUCCUGUGCCUGUAACAGAGAAAAAGGCCCAAAGCGUAAUGUUUCCCACGCUGUGCUUCUCUGUAGGGAUGGUGUUCUUUGGGUCAUGGUCGGCAUCACCCUCCUUCCAAAAACAGCACUUUUUCCAAACCUUUUCUAAAUCAUCUUAAUUUUUAUUGUGAAGAUAUGUGAAUAUGUGUCUAGGCUAAAACUAGACUAAAUUUGGGCUUUAAGUGAAAAAUUCAAAUCUAACCAUAGACAUCUAACCAUAGACAUCAAACCCAAGAAUAGUCGUCAUCAAUUACAGCUAAUAAACAACUAUAUGUCAUCUUAUAGAAAAUUAAACAA
Messenger RNA from Triplophysa dalaica, 2044 nucleotides. RefSeq names its product gastrula zinc finger protein XlCGF8.2DB-like. Gene Ontology annotation, cellular component: transcription regulator complex; PcG protein complex. Bases 320 to 1297 code for a protein of 325 amino acids. The transcript has 3 exons. NCBI's taxonomy places the organism in Eukaryota, Metazoa, Chordata, Actinopteri, Cypriniformes, Nemacheilidae. Gene Ontology annotation, biological process: regulation of transcription by RNA polymerase II. The record is from RefSeq and is a predicted model, not a curated record. Gene Ontology annotation, molecular function: RNA polymerase II cis-regulatory region sequence-specific DNA binding; DNA-binding transcription factor activity, RNA polymerase II-specific.